AUGCAAGCCGACACGGAAGAAUACCUGCGCGAGGCCGCCGGCCGCGGCCACGAGAUGGUGCAGCAAAUGGUCCAGAAGCUGAGCGGCGCGCUCAUCUACCCCGACGCCGGCAACGUGCAGACGAACGAGAAGCUCUGGGACGUCUACGCGAGCGAGUGGGGCGCCGAGGCAGGCUGGGUCGCCGGCAUGGCGGCCUCGAACCGUGAAGCCAAAGAAACAUUGGAAAACGUCGGCGACGAGUGGGCCCCGGCGGCCCAUACAAAACGCGUCGUCGACGAGUGGAUCCUCAGCGAAGUUUCACUGAAGACGCAUUGCUGCGAGAUCGGCAGCGGCGGCGGCCGCAUCGGUAGAAUGGUCGCGCCUCGCGUAUCGAAGCUCCAGUGCUUCGACGUGAGUGCCAAGAUGCUCGCGGCCGCGAAACAGGCUCUCGCGUCCCAGGAAAAUGUGACCUUCGCGCAAAUCCACGGCGACGCCAGCGGCGCCGACGCCGGGUUUUCCGACAAGCCGCGGCACUACGCUCCGCAACAUAAACACCGCAUUUCGACUUCGUACUGUUUUGACGUCAUGGUGCACAUGGACGCGCACGCCAUGUUCCGGUGUCUGAAGCGGAUCCGAGCUUUAGUAAAGGAUGAGGGGAAAGCGUUCAUUUCGACGUCGAAUCUCCUGGCGCCGGACGGCUUCCGGCGCUUCGAGGCCCAGGAGAAGUACUCGGUCGGCGGGUUUUACUUCGUCACGCCCGAGACCGUGCGGUGCUUGGUCUCGCGCGCGGGCUUGCGCGUCGUCCGCGAGUUAUCAGCGCCGGACGCGUCGAACACGUACUACAACGCGACUACCUCGCGCUGCUCGCUCCCGUUGUCGAGGCGCCUGCCAUCGCGCCGGUUGUGGCCGUCAGCCCCACGGUCAACACGGCCUCGUCGCCGGUCAGCCAGGACGCCGCGGCAGUCGCCGCCAUGGACGAGGACGAGAUCGUCGACGCAGUCGAGGCGGCCGAGAGCUCGGGCGACUGCGCGGCCGUCGUCCGCCUGCUCGGGAGCGCGCUCGCGCUGGAAGAGCCGGAGACCGCGGUCGAGGCCGUCGCGGACGCUCUGCUGCGACUGGGCAGUGCGCACGCGGCGGCGCUCGGCGAGGCCGGCGCGUGCGAGCGCGUCGCCGCGGCCCUCGCGCUGCCGUGCUGCGGCGACGACGCCUCGCUCGCCGGGUGCUCGGGUGCUGCCGCGUGCUCGCGAAGAGCGGCGCGAACGCGGCGAAGCUGCUCGCGAACGACGGCGCGGCGCGGCUCGUUUCUGCCAUGGAGGCACACGUCGCGUCGGGCGAGCCCACGCUCCAGGAGCAGGGGGUGCCUCGCGAUCGAGGCGCUUCGCCGUGGCGGGGCGCCGCGCGCCCGUGAAGCCGGCGCGGAGGCCGCGAUCGAGGGCGCGCGCGGCGACAUCGUGAACGAGCGGAACAAGACGUACCCCGACCGCGCGCUGGCCGCGCUCGCCGGUUCCUAG
Molecule: messenger RNA, 1490 nt
Organism: Pelagomonas calceolata
Lineage: Eukaryota; Pelagophyceae; Pelagomonadales; Pelagomonadaceae
Source: the annotation of a GenBank genome assembly